UGUUCAAAAUUUUUAUAUGUAUUUGAUUUUGAAUUUUUUUUGUUUUCGAAAUGUAAAAAUAACUAAUAUUUAAUUUUACACAAUGUAAAUAGUGCUACUGGAUACAUUACCGUAUCUUUUAAACCCUUUAAUGAUAACAAAGUUAUAGUGUUUGUAACAUGCCAAAGCAUUAUCCCGCAACCAAAAAAUGGAAGCUCUUUUUGUUUUCAAAGAAUAUCUAAACUUGCAGAAACCGCAACAGAUAAUGCUUUAAUUAAUCAUGUUGUAAGAUAUGAGUGAGAGUUAUAACAGAAUGUUGCUACGGCGUAGAUUUUGUAAACGAGUUGUGCUUCUGCUAACCGCCUUUGCUGUAUCGUUUUAUGCUUCAGUUUUACUAUUCGGAGGCCUUAAAGGGCCUCAGGUGAUGCGGCUCACAGAUCUGCAUCGUUGCCCAGCUUGUUACGGCGUAACAGUAUGCCCAGAGCUUUACUCAAAUCAAAUAACAUUAGACUCAAGCCAUUGGAAUAUGUUUAAUGCUAAGAACAUCUACUAUGGUUACACAAAAUCGAAUAGGAGGGUAGUUUUAAAAAAGCUAGCACAUAAUUGGGAACUGAAAGAGUUUGAUGACAAUCUUUGCAACAACUGGCGCUUAAAACUUGAUUGUAAGUCUAUACAAUUGCUCAACAUGACAAAUAUUGAUGAAAAGUUGCUAAAAAUAGUUGAGUUUAAUCUCACAUGGCCAGAUACUGAACCAAGAAAGGGGCUUGUGAUGUGCCCAUAUGCAUACAGUUUGUAUGAUUUCAUUCAGUCCUUCUUAAACAAUAAACGAGAGGGUUAUAAAUCAGAACUGAUAAAUAUUUGGACGAUGUUAAGUAUUAAUCCUGAACCAAUUAUUUUACAGGUGAUACCUAAGUCUAAAGGUUGGCCAGUACCACCAUUUGGAGGAGUCUGCGGUCGUCUGGAAGUUGUUGGGCAUGAAGGAGAGCCCUUAUCAGCAUUGCUAGAUGUAGCUUGGCAUAGAAAGUUGAAGUACGCACAGAAUAUAUUAGAUGCUGCUAUGGACUUCACUUUUAAACAUGAUAGAUUUCGUUUCUAUCUUAUGGAUUGGUCAUUAGACAACAUUGUUGCUAAUGAAAAAGACGAAAUUACCUUUGUUGAUUUGGAAGACUUGGUGGUGCUGGAUAAGCAUAUAUCCCCAAAGAAAGAUUUACCUGAUUGGUAUAAAAGGUACAGUAGAGAGGUCAUGGGACCAGGUUUUACAUUCUCUAUAGAAAACAUGUGUCGACAUCAUCUAAGUGACCAUAAUCUUUGGGCUGCAUGUUAUGUUUUAGCUGGAGAUGAAAGUCCCUUGUUGUACCCAAUACCAAAAGAUGUUAAUUCAACUAGGCCACACUUUGAUAGACUAUUAAGUACAUGUUUGAAUGGAGAGGACAGAUUUCUUGCAGUAAGCAAACUACAACAAGUCAUUGAAGAAAUGUUGUCAGAUCAAAAGAUAGUAGGAUUUGGUGCUGUAAGGUGAUAAUAAAUUUUCAUAGUGAAGCCCUGCCUAUUUAAAAUUAUUUUAUCUGUGAUAAUUUUUGGUCUGUGUGCAAAUCGGUGGUUAAAGUUAUUUUUAAUCUGUUUGAUAAGUUAUAUUCCUUUUGUGAUAUCAUGACUUAUUGU
This is a messenger RNA of Pararge aegeria (speckled wood butterfly), 1641 nucleotides long. Its product is annotated as divergent protein kinase domain 2A. Bases 272 to 1498 code for a protein of 408 amino acids. Lineage: Eukaryota; Metazoa; Arthropoda; Insecta; Lepidoptera; Nymphalidae. The transcript has 3 exons. The record is from RefSeq and is a predicted model, not a curated record.